AGCGACCCGCUUCUCUUUCCCUUCUUCUUCUUCAAAAAUUUUCUUAAACUUUCUCGAAUUUCCCAUCUCUUCGGAGAGAGUGCGUUUCGUCGGUACGAUAAUGGAGGAAAACACACAGACUCAGAAGCCACAUCCUGAUCCGAACCCUAAAACCAAUACCGCGAAAUAUAAUAGUGAAAAUAACAACUACAGUAAGAAGCAGAAGACGAAGAAGAAGAAGAGCGACUACGAGUUCUGCAAGGUGUGCAAUUUGAACCACAACCAGGGCGAGCGCCACAAGUACUUCCCGAGCCACAAGAGCUCCCUCUCGAACUUCCUCUCUCGGUUCCACGCCAAGCUCUCGGACAUUCGUUUCUUCCUCAAGAACCCUAGCCCUCUCCGGCCCGAGCUCGCCUCUCGCAACCGCCUCUGGUGCGUCUUCUGCGACUUCGACAUCGACGAGCUCGGUAGCUCCUUCGCCUGUUAUAAUGCGAUUAAUCAUCUAGCUAGUGCGGAUCAUCUGAAGAAUUUGAAGCAUUGUCUGUGGAAAUAUGGUGGUGGGAUGGAUCGCUUGGAUACUUUUAGGAUUUCAGAACCUGAUGUAGCUAAGUGGGAGGAAAAGUGCAAAUCUUUGGAGAGCAAUGCUGUAUCAUCGAGUGAAGGACCUAUUGGGCCAGUAUUUGCACCUUUGAAUGAUAUCCACAAUGAACUCAACUAUGGAAAUAUAGAUAGUUUUGAAAAUAGUAGUAUCCAAUCUGUUAAAUCAAGUCUUUCAAAUGGUGUUAUGCCUUUACAUUAUUAUACGAAUGAGUAUCAGGUAUCCCAUUCAGGACUCUCUGAAGUCGCAAAUUUUGGCACAUUUGCCCAUGAUGUUAGCUCUUCUUUACCAGCAGAGACAUGCUCUGGUACAAAUUUAUGUGACUUGAAGGAUUUGCAAGUUUGGAGGGAUAGCCAACAUCCUUUCCCUUUUAACAGUACAAGAUGCUCAGCUGAUGGCUAUUUCAGUAAUGAAAGGAUGUACCAGGUGCAUGAGGAUGAAGGAAUUGUAAAAGGAGAGAGCAUUUCUCAGGGUUUGCAAAAUCUCACCCGAGUUUCUACCUCCAACCCCGAAGAGGCUAGAGGCAAUGUGCAUUCUGGAGCACCACCUCCAUGGUUCGAAGCGACUAAAGGAAGUCAGAUCAAUGUUCAGCUAACACCAGCAACAGGAAACCUCGUGUUUCCUAAUAAGUCAGGGAAAUCCAAAAAUUUGAACCCGAAACGAGUUGGAGCUGCUUGGGCAGAAAAGAGAAAGAUUGAGCUGGAGAUGGAGAAGAGGGGAGAGAUUGUCAAGGACGAUUGCACUGCUAAUUGGCUUCCUAACUUUGGUAGAGUUUGGCAAUCUGGUAGCCGGAAAGAAUCUAGAAAAGAAUUUGAGAUGGAGAAACAAAAAUUUCCCGAGCUUGAAAGUAAAUCUGAGAUGCCAGUUAAGAUACAACCAUACAUCAGUAAGCGAAUGCGAAGAGAAGCAGCUGAAUGAUUAUUUCGGAGAUAAAAAUGCUCAGUAUUGAUCUUCCUGGUGGCUCUCUUGUUAGAGAAUCUCUAUGUAUAUAUCUUAUUAAUUCCUGUCCCAUGCUGAGUUUUGAUUAAAUGGAGCCAGAGUCUCAUGGGAAAGGGGGGAAGCAGUUUUGGUGCAAUGCAGCCCAAAAAGGGUUUUGUAGAUUCAUAGGCUAUUGUAUAUUAAAAAAAAAAAAAAAAAAAAAAGAAAAAAAGAAGAAGGAAGUUUGUUGUCAU
Molecule: messenger RNA, 1749 nt
Organism: Corylus avellana
Lineage: Eukaryota; Viridiplantae; Streptophyta; Magnoliopsida; Fagales; Betulaceae
Product: coiled coil protein
Source: RefSeq, a predicted model, not a curated record